Molecule: messenger RNA, 1053 nt
Organism: Caenorhabditis angaria
Lineage: Eukaryota; Metazoa; Nematoda; Chromadorea; Rhabditida; Rhabditidae
Source: the annotation of a GenBank genome assembly
AUGUCGUUGAAAUUGACAUAUUUCGAUAUUCGCGGACUCGCUGAGCCAAUUCGACUUUUGCUCGUCGACAAGCAAGUUGCUUUUGAAGAUCAUCGUGUCAGCCGUGAAGCAUGGGCUGAAUUGAAGCCAAAAAUGGUAUAUCCAAUAUAUUUUUUUCGGGAAAAAACUAGACUAACUAAAUUUUUGCAGAUUUUCGGUCAAAUUCCAUGUCUUUAUUCGGGAGAUGAGGAAAUCGUUCAAUCGGGAGCAAUUUUGAGACACUUGGCUCGCAUCCAUGGUUUGAACGGCAACACGGAAGCCGAAACAACAUUCAUCGACAUGUUCUACGAGGGAAUUCGUGAUUUGCACUCAAAAUAUGCGCAUGUUAUUUAUACAUGUUACGAGGAGGGAAAACAACCAUUCAUUGAAAAUAUUUUGCCAGUCGAGUUGGCGAAAAUCGAAAAACUUUUGCACACUUUCAAGAAUGGCGAACAUUUUGUGGCUGGAGAUCAUGUAAGUUUGACACGUCAUAACUCGUUCUAGUUUGAAAUGAGAAAUGAAAAUUCUUGCGGUAUAGAAGUCAGCAGGUGGAAAACUUAUUGUUUUUUAUUACAAAUCUGAACAUUAGUUGUGACGUGGCAAGACCCUAAUUUUGCCACGUCAUAACACGCAUCCAAGAAAAAAACGUGUCUUUUAUCGGAAACGUAUCUAAAGUGCAUUUUGAUAAAGAAGAAAAAAAUAAUGUCAUCAUUUUCUUAUCAAAUUUGUAAAUAAUUUGGUGAUUUUUGAACUGGAACUCGGGAAUUCUGGAAAAUCGGGUCAUGUUUAAUUAUUUAGUCGGGUAUUUUCAAAACCCUGAAAAAGUCAAAUUCACUUUUUUUACAGGAAAGCUAUGCUGAUUAUGUGUUGUUCGAAGAACUCGACAUAAUUCUCAUUCUUCAUCCAACUGCUUUGGACAAAUUUCCAACUCUCAAAAGAUUCCACGAAAGAUUUGCCGAGCGACCAAACAUCAAGGCUUAUUUGAACAAAAGAGCUGCUCUUAACACACCAGUUAAUGGAAAUGGAAAACAAUAA